Messenger RNA from Striga hermonthica, 765 nucleotides. The record is from the annotation of a GenBank genome assembly. Lineage: Eukaryota; Viridiplantae; Streptophyta; Magnoliopsida; Lamiales; Orobanchaceae.
CGUCUCAUACGAGCGGGGCACUUGAAAGAAUUCGUUAUCCGCGACCGACCACGCGGUAGGGAGAAGAGGAGGUGCAAAGAGGGCUCAGUGGCGAGAAGCGACGGAGAAGAUGAUGGAGAGGAUGAGGCUCGAGGAGAAAAGGGUGGUCGAUGGGGUGAAGAUGAGAAGAGGAGGCGUGCUAAUGAUGGUCGAGAAGGGCAAGGAGGAGAAGCCCCAGCAAAGAGAGGCACUAUUUAUAUGAUUUCGGGAGGACCAACCGACGGGGAUUCGAACAAUGCACGAAAGGGGCAUGUGCGAGCAGUGAAACGCAAGAGGGAGGAGGUCGGGAUAACUGGUCGAAUGUCGGUGAUCAGCUUUCGAGCAGAAGAUGCGGAGGGGGUUUUGCUGCCCCAUAAUGACGCGCUGGUCAUCACGACAGAAGUAGCGGGUUUCGACGUGAAGAGAGUGUUUAUCAACACUGGGAGCUCGGUCGAUGUGAUGUUUUAUGACUGCUUUGCCCAAAUCAACAAGAAUUUGAAUUUGGAAUUGAAGUCGGUAGUGACGGCCUUGUAUGGUUUCAAUGGAGGAGAGGUGAUGCCAAUGGGCGAGGUAAGUCUAAAUGUGGCGUUGGGGUCGGGCGAUACUAGGAAGGUAAGGAUGGUGCACUUUAUAGUGGUCGGUGCAGAGUCGUCGUUUAAUGUCAUCUUGGGACGGACAGGGUUGAAUCCGUUCCAGGCAGUCGUUUCUACAUACCACAUGACGAUCAAAUAUCAUGUGGGUGAAAAU